AUGAAGAGUAAUCUGCGGGUCAGGUAUAACAUCCACUUUAAUCGGAAUCCAUGCGCACUUACUCAUGAAAAAACAAACGAAAAAAUAAAAACAAACGCAAACACAAUAACAAACACAAUAACAAAAACGCAAAAAUGUACAUCGAAAAAGAAACAUCCUUUGUACAAAUGUAAAAAAGAAAAAAGCGAACUGAAAGGGCAUUUACCACGGAAAGACACCACUCAACACAUACAACAUACAGAAGCAGAGAAACAGUCGAAAAAGAACGACAGUUAUGUUAAAAUAUUAAGUAACGAUAAUGUAGAAAGUACACAUUCGAUGAGGAUAUCGAAAGGUAAGGAAGAAACACAUAGCAAAAAUCAGAAAAAGGGAAGCAGAAAAUUUGACUUCAAAAAAUAUUACCAAAGGGUUAACACCUGGCAGGAAAAAAGACGCGCCUAUCCCUCCUACGAAAAGGAAAGGGAAAAAAAUGAUCUACAAAUUGGAGAAAUAAAUGGCCUAAGAAAUGGAAGAACAAAUGGCCUAAGAAAUGGAAGAAUAAAUGGCCUAAGAAAUGGAAGAACAAAUGGCCUAAGAAAUGGAAGAAUAAAUGGCCUAAGAAAUGGAAGAAUAAAUGGCCUAAAAAAAGUGCACAAUAAUUAUGAAUCCAAAAAGAAGGCAAAAAGAAAAUGUGGUCCGUGUGAAAGCUCCUCUUAUCGUCAUAAAAGAAGCAAAGCAAUAGAAAAUAAAUUAAGCGACAAAAUAACUCAAUGUAAUAACAAAAAAAAUAUUACAGAAUUUACAAACAGGACCAUAAACAAUAAGAUAAACACGCUCUGUUAUGAAGAGGACAACCAUAAAAGGGACAACAAGAACGAAAAGGAGGAAGGAACACGUAUCAUAAUGAGGAGUAACAAUAAUUAUGAAAACCAGAUUUUUACAAGUCAAUAUGAGGAUUGUAAUUCACAUAUGAACGGUGCUAGUAAUAUAAAAUUGGUCAAAAGUAAUUAUAAUUAUGACUACGAUGAGAAGAAACACAAUGACGGUUCUUUCCUCAUUAAUCAUCUGAUUAAUAAGGUAAAAAAUAUAUGCAAAGAAGAGGAAGGAAGGAAUCCCAAAGAUGUUCUUCAGAUAAAUUCAAGUGAAACAUUCCUACAAAAUGGAGGGAAAUUAGCAUAUUCGAACAAGACAUUAAUAGACAGUUUUUCCAAUUCGGACAAUUUUGCCAUUUCAAGCCAUUUUUCCAAUUCGGAAAACUUUGACUCAUUCAGACGUUUUUCAAAUAAUCCUACUAUUUUCAUAAACUCCAAUGAAACCAAAUUAUGUAACGUGGGGGGGAAAAGACCAUGUUUUCAUAUACUAGACAAGGAUUCAGUAAAAUUAGGCUAUAAUAAUGUUGAUACAAGAACUGGCACGAUAUCAAACUUUAAUAUGAUGCUACCCCAUCGGGAGAGCAUCAUACAGAGAGUAGAACAAAAGGAAAAUGAGACGAUGAAAAAGCUUAUGGGUGAUGCAUGUGUGCAUGGAGGGGGUGUGAAUUGUGUAGCUAGCUGUGUAAAUUUUCCACAUUUAGAAAAAAAAAGAAAAAAUAAUAAUAGUAAUAGAGAUGGUAAUAGUAACAGUAAUAGUAACAGUAAUAGUAAUAGUAACACUAUUAGUAAUAGUAUUAGUAAUAGUAUUAGUAGUAGAAAUGCUGAUAGUAAUAAUCAUAAUUGUAAUAGCGAUAGUAAUAACAACAAUAAUAGCAAUAAUAGUAACAGUAGUAAUAAUAAUAAUUCAAAGGGAGGUGCUUUCAAGGGGGCUUCUAACUACGAUACGCAUGACAAUUCUAAAGGAUCAGUUAAGACCAGCAUAUAUAAAGAAAGGGGGAAUGCUGUUCCAAAUUGUGAUGUAGGUAACUACGGUAAUACUAACAGUUCAAGUAACGCUAUUUUACAGAUUAAUAGCAAAAUGUGUAAUUAUGAAAAUUUCAAUUUCUUAGAUUACUCAAGCAUUUAUACGAACAAUUCGCACUUAUUACCUAUUAAAAACCCUUUUAAUUAUAUAUUUAAAAGCGUUAAAUUCUUUGACAAUUUUAAAGAGGAAAAUAAAAGAAGAGAAAACAUAAAAAAGGAAAUAGGGAAAAAUUAUUUUAAGACGCUUACUAAUAUGCAUAUGUACAAGAAAAAUGCAAGCACUUUUGCAUGUGAUAACCUAGAUACCUCUUCCACCUUGGUCAUUAAAAAGAACACUCUUAAAAAAGCAAACGCAAUUGUUAUUGAAGGACAAAAAUACUCUAUUUUCCAAAAAUUUAGAGGGGGUUUACAAAAGGAAAGACGUGAUAUGAACGGCCUUACGGAAAACUCUUCCCAAUCUACAAAUUUGAAAAACUCCUUCCACUGUACAAACUUGAGGCCGGAAGACAGACAAAUAUCCGAUCUUAAAGAAAGCGGAGCAGACAGCAGAGUCGAUCAUAUAAAAAGGGAAGAAAAUAAGAUAGAAGAAAUUAAUGAAUCCUCUUGUGAAGAAGAGACAAAUAAUUUGACCACUUCCGUAGGCAUAAACGAGAUAGAAGUAGAAAUGAAAGUAGAGAAGGAAGUAAAGACGGACAUAGAGACAGAAGCAGAGACAGAAGCAGAGACAGAAGUGGAGAAAGAAGUAGAAACAGAAAUAGAAAUAGCAAGCGUAACAGAAUUAGAAAUGAAAAAAACACAAAUAGAGGGAGAAGUCGAGGGAGAGCAACCAAAUUGCAGCAGCAGUUUCAGAAAUGCCAACUUGGACAGAGACUUGUGGAGCUUAAACAGACACAAAAAACUUCUUCACGUAGUAGAGAAAGAGAUGAGCAAUAAUUUCGAUAUGUUUUUAUGCUUAUUUAUAAAGUAUGAAAAGAGAGAAUCUUAUCUUCUUUGUUUAAUUAUUGACGAAGAGUUAACACAGCAUUCUUUUUUUUACCAAAAUUAUAUAAAACCAAUGUUCGAUGAAUAUAAAAAGUCGAAAUAUAAAAAAUUACAAAAAGGAAAUAUCAACUCAACAUGCACAAACUUUAAGGAUGUACAUGUAAAUAAAAUAAUUAUUGAAAUUUUGAUUCCUUCGAUAAAGAAAAACUACUUAAAACAUCUAAGGGAAUUAUAUCAAAAAAUGGAAAUAAAAAAAAAUUAUAUUAACACAUCAGACGAAUUACAAAAAGAAUUUAUAGAAAUAAAUAAAAAAAUACAAAAUUGCGUUAUAAAAUCUGUUGAUACAUAUGGGAAAAAAUUAUCGUUUACCACAACUAAUCAUUAUGAAAAAAAAAUUAAAUUAAUUCAAAAACCUAGAUGGUGCAAUGCGGAAAAUUUAAAAAAACUAUUAGAAAAACAGCAAAAUUAUAACCCUUUUACUAUAUUUGGUACAAGUAUAAAACAAGUAAAUUUAGAAGAAGUAUUCACUUUAGAUAUUUACAAUAACUAUGUAACAAAUGAAGAUAGGUUCCGUAAUAAAAUUUUAUACGAAUUACAUGUGGGAGAUUAUAUACAUAAUUUAUACCAUAAAAUAUAUAAUCACGAGUGGAAUUUUACUAUUGAUACUUUAAAAAAAUAUUGGAAUUUUUUUACAAGUCUUGAAUGUAAUAUGUUCUUAGACCCAUUAUUAUUAGAAGAAAUAUUAUGGUAUAUAGAUAAUAAUAAAAUGUAUAAAGAUAAAAGUAAAGAUGUCUAUAUUUAUGAAAGUUGUUUUUGUCCUACACCUGACCCUGAUAAAGAAAUGAAUAUAAAUGAUGUCAAACAUUUUACUAGAUCUAUGGCUAAAAAAUAUACUUCUCAUAAAGUUAUGAAAUAUAAAAAAUCAUCAUUUAAUGAUGAAAGUGUAUAUACUAAUAGAAACUUAAUUUUAAAAUAUGAUGACAUGAAUAAAGAUCAAAAUAUAAUUUCCUACCCUUACAGAAGUAGCCAAAUGCUAACAGACGACAAUGUCCUUUUCAAUAUUCCUAGACCAUCUAGUGCUUUUUACUACAACCCAGACUUUUUUAAUUAUAAAGUAAAAAAGUUUAUAUUCAGAAAUAUGGGGAAGAAUUAUACCAAUUAUAAUGUAGACUCUCCUAUAUACAAAUCGACAAAGUGGACUUCUCAAAAAAUUUUUGAUAACUUUUUUUUUAAUUAUUACCUAUAUAAUUUAAACAGACGUAACCGAAAAUACGGUUCCUCAGUUUAG
This is a messenger RNA of Plasmodium malariae, 4143 nucleotides long. RefSeq names its product conserved Plasmodium protein, unknown function. Lineage: Eukaryota; Apicomplexa; Aconoidasida; Haemosporida; Plasmodiidae. The transcript has a single exon. The record is from RefSeq and is a predicted model, not a curated record. Bases 1 to 4143 code for a protein of 1380 amino acids.